AUGGGGGUGGGGGAGCACCCCCGACUUGGACCACUUCCCUGCCUGCCCUGCAGGGGCCGCUCCAGGGCCCAGGAGCGCAGCGCCCCCUGGAGCCGCAGUGCCGGAGAAGCCUGUGCCCUGGGUCUGCGGCGCCGCCGUGUGUCAGGAUUGCGCCAAUCAGAAAGAGAAGCCUACCAGUUCAUUCUGGACUUUCUAGAAGAAGAAUACAUGUCUGAGGCCACCAAGCUGCAGUUCCUGAGGGCCGUGGGAACCCUGAGUGGCGCUGUGCACGCCCAGGCAGAGGGCGACAUGAGCGAGUACUGCUCCAAAGCCAUCCUGGCCAAGAAAACUGAGAAAUUCAUCCUCCAGGAAUCCACCGAGGUUUUGACGAGCAACGUGCGUCAGCAAGCCAUGCUCUGCAUCGUGGCCCUGAGCCAGGUGAAGCCACCGUUCUACUUAUCGGAGAAGCUGGACCUGGUAAACACGUGUGUCUUCAGCACGUUCUCUCUGCCGCCCAUCUUGCCCAGCCUGGACCGAAAGGAGAGUGCUAGUCUGUACCUCCAGACGGUCCAGGCCUUAGAUGACAUGUUACAAGUUCUUGUGAUGGACGACAUGGACCCCAACAUGCUCAUCCUGCAAAGCUUCCUGGAGAUCAUCUUACCUUGGUCAUUACUGUCAGACAAAGUGCAUGAAAAGACCCGGGCCUUGGGCACUAUUUCCCGGCUGCUGAGAUUUAUUUGCAACUUCCCCAGACUGUUGCACAUGACAGAAUUCUCGAUGAGCGGGAGACUGAUGGGUAUCUUUGGCCUCUUCUGUAUGGACCCCAACCAGGAGAUCAGCAUGGAGGCAUCAGAGGCACUGCAUUACUUGUUCAAAAUCCUUGUGCUUCAGAGAAGUUCGAAACCGAAGACAGAGAUCAUCCUGCAGGACUUGCAGAAGCAUUUCCGUGGGGAAUGGUUUGCCAGCAUGCAGGACAUCACGCUGUUCUUCAAGAAAUACCUGACCCCCAACGAGAGAGCAGACAUGAUCAUGGUGGCCAUGGAGGCCAUGACCGGUGCCGGCAGUCACGACAUCUGUGCAGCUUCCAAGAUGUUGAAGAUGAUCCUGAAGUAUACUAUUCCGGAGAUUGGGAAGGUUCCAGAAAUCAUCCGGUACCUUUACCACCACAUGAACAGCAUCACGGAAAUCACAGCCCAGACGACCGUUAAGAAGAUCCUCUACCUGCUGGCGCAGUCCUACACGGACGAAGUCAUCCUGACGCUGUUCAAGAUGGAAGAUCAGUCCCAAAAAGGGGUCCACAAGCCCUGGGAAAUCCUGGCAUCCUUCCCCAAAGGCUACGAGGUGAUCAUGGAAUACCUGCUGCAGAGGCUGACUCCGUACCAGCAGUCGAGGGUCCAGGAGCCCAGCUGCAGAACAGCCAUCUCUCCGCUGAUUGCCACCAGGGCCAUCCACGAGCUCCUGCUGGAACCGAGCCGUCGGAUCGAAGUGCAGACCUUCUUCUCUCCCCUGUUCCUGGCCCUGCUGUUCCAGGUCUCCUGCUUUGUGAUUGAAGGGGUUGCUGAAACCGUCCAGGACCCAGAUCACGUAACCGAAUGGGUGGACCCCAUAAGUUCUACCGUGGAGGCUCUGCAGACCCUGAUGCGCAGCUCUGGGUAUGCGGACCACGUGUCUUCCAUUCAGCAACUUGGGGGCUGGGGGCUGCUUACCAAUCCUGAAAGACACUAUGAUGGAGUCACUCUGGUGGCCAGGUCCCUGGUCAUCAACGGCUGUUGGCACAACCGCCCCAUCUUCGGCCUCAUCGUCAGGAUCCUGCAGGACCCCGGCUGCAGGAAUCACCGGACUGCCCUUGUGCUCCUGACGGAGCUGCUCCAGUGCCCAGACGUGGCAGCCAUGGUGGAUAACGUUGCCACCCACAUCCUGGCAAGCUGGUUCCAGACUGAGGAGUUGGCCACGGUGAAGCUAUUGCUGCAGCUGACGGAGGCCUACGCCAAGGAUGAAAACAUGGUGAGACACCUCCACAUCCUCCAGCCUUACGUGCUCAACUGCUGCUGCUCCUCGAACAGCGACAUCGUGGUGGACACUCUGCUGAUGCUGAAGGACCUCCUGAGCCACCUCACCUGGAAGUACUCCUCCUCCUUCCUGCUUCAGCUCACCUUCACGCUGGUGCCCUUCUUCGAGGAGCACCAGGUGCUCAACUUGAUAAUCGUCCUCGUGCUCCACCUGCAGGACGCGAAUAUCAGCGUGGCUCUGGUGAGAGGCCCGGCCUUGGAGCCUGGCCCCAUGCCCGUGUUCCUCACACGCAGACUCCUUGUCUCCCAGAUCUGCCAGUCUGCCCUCUGCCACAUAGCCGCCCUGCUGGGCUGGUCAAAGCUCAAAGCAGUAUUCUCGGAGAAAGAUGUGUGGACCAUCCUCGGAGCCCUGCUGGAGCAGGAGGCGAGCAAAGCCCUCUGGUUUCUGAAGCAGACUGUGUCUCUCCUCAAGAGCCCGCAGGCCCCCAUCCGCCGGGCCGCGGUGUGGUUCGCAGGCCAGAUUAUCCAAACCCUAGACCUGGAAGAGAUCGAUGAAAUCGAGGAGGCACAUGCAGCCCUAAGGUACAUGCAGAGAGACCCCGACCCCAUGGUCAGCUGCCUCACCACCCAGACCUUCUACGUCCUGGAAGCCAAGAAGAAGAUGCUGCCGGUCAGGACCCCGACCUCCUGCUUCUGCAGGAGGAAGUCCCAAAGGAGCCACUUCUGA
Propithecus coquereli (Coquerel's sifaka) is the source of this 2715-nucleotide messenger RNA. RefSeq names its product maestro heat-like repeat-containing protein family member 7. The transcript is spliced from 22 exons. Gene Ontology annotation, cellular component: cytoplasm. Lineage: Eukaryota; Metazoa; Chordata; Mammalia; Primates; Indriidae. The coding region runs from base 1 to 2715 and encodes 904 amino acids. The record is from RefSeq and is a predicted model, not a curated record.